Molecule: messenger RNA, 303 nt
Organism: Vicia faba (fava bean)
Lineage: Eukaryota; Viridiplantae; Streptophyta; Magnoliopsida; Fabales; Fabaceae
Source: the annotation of a GenBank genome assembly
AUGAAUUCAACCACCAACGACCACUCUUUCUCCCCCUCUUGGAACGAAUUCAUCCAGGACAAAAUGUCUGAGUCGUGUGGAUCCAAUGAUUUCUCCCAUGCAGACGGGGAAGUUUCUAGUACGAAACAGACACAUAAAGAACUUUAUGCAUACGGGGAAGUUUCUAGUACGAAACGGACACAUAAAGAACUUUAUUUAGAAGAAGCUGAGUCAACAGAGAAGAUGGCCUCUACAGCAGAACAACAAAGUCGUUCUAAGAGUUACUCUUUUGGUCGUGGCUUGAAUGCAAGGUGGGCAUGGUAA